CUUUAGUGUCUUGUGUUGGUCGCAGUGGUUAGCAAGGUGCUGCAAGGAUCACUGGGAACCAUUUAGGGACCAACAUGUACCCCAACGGAAUUAAUUGUUAAUUUACACAGCAAAUUAAAUAAUAAAUAAGAACAAAAAAAUAAAAUACAAUUGUGAUAUUCAGUGGGGCAAAAAUUAAUUUUCAUUUCUUGUUUGUUGAUACAUUUGGUUUGAAGUGAAGUGAUCGAUUUUUGGAAACAGAUUCCCAAGAAAAAGGCUUAUAUUGGUCAAAAAAAUCAUAGGAUAAAAUCUCAAGAUGAUAUCAACAGUGAAAGAAAAAUUGGAACCCCUUUACAAGUCGUACGUUCUAGCCAUUGUAGCCAUAGGCUACGUCUUAGGAGAAUUAGGACACUAUUUAAUAGGGGUGACGUCCAAAGCAAUAGCCUUAGAUCUACACUAUGGAGACAUAGCAUGCCAAUUAAACACCACAGAGUAUUUUUUGUCGGAACUGCCAGACCUUUGUCAUACAGCAAACAAUUCAGAAACAUGCCUAUCGUUCAAUGUAAAUGGGACUUCCUAUUGUGAAUGGACGUACAACGGUUUGGGCAUUGAUUACCAGGUACUAGCAGGACCAUGCUUCAUAGCGGUCUUCACCGUGGUAGGGGUGGCAUUCGGGUUUUUGGCAGACAGAUAUCACAGGGUUAGGAUGUUGGCGGGGUGCACUUUGGUAUUUGGAAUUGCCAUUAUAUUGUGCGGGGCCGUGAAAGAAUUUUGGCAGUUGGUAUUGCUGAGAAUGAUCAUGGCGGCAGGAGAGUCAGGGUGCAAUCCGUUGGCUACAGGGAUCCUCUCUGACAUAUUUCCCGAAAAGCAGAGGGCGCUGGUUAUGGCCAUUUUCAAUUGGGGAAUCUACGGGGGUUACGGCAUAGCCUUUCCCGUUGGACGAUAUAUACCACCCUUAAAUCUAUUCGAUGCAGGUUGGAGAGUGGCAUACUACGGGGCGGGUGUUAUAGCCAUUGUGUUCUCUGCUCUAACGUUAACCCUUAGGGAACCUGAAAGGCGUCAAAUAACAACUGACACAACCAACGAAGACAAAGAAGCAAAGAAACUGAAGAUUAAAGAUAUCAUUUCUGAUCCCAGAUUGAUUAUGUUGGGCCUUGCUGCUUCAAUCCGCCACUGUGGUGGAAUGUGUUUUGCGUACAAUUGCGAUCUUUACUAUCAAACAUAUUUCCCCGAUUACGACCUCGGUUGGUGGCUGUUCGCAAUGACCAUAAUUAUUGGAAGCAUCGGGGUGGUAGCAGGGGGAGUUUUCUCUGACAAAAUAGUGGCUAAAAUGGGUGUCAGAUCACGACUGGCAGUUUUGGCCGUCAGUCAAAUUAUUGCAACCCCUUUCGCAUUCGGAAGCGUCUACUGCGAACCAAUUGGUGCUAUGGUAACUUUGGGAAUAUCAUAUUUCUUUGCUGAAAUGUGGUUCGGUAUCCUGUUUGCCAUCGUGGUUGAAGUGGUACCGCUCCAUCUUAGAUCAACAACCAUUGGUCUUUUCCUGUUCGUCAUCAACAACAUUGGAGGAAAUUUACCCAUUGCUGUGGACCCAGUUUCCAAAGACAUCGGCUACAGGGAAAGCCUUUACGUAUUUUACGUUGGAGCAUACGGUCUUAGUGCCUUCAUGUUUCUUGGAACAAUGUUCCUGAUGGAGGGUCCCAAGAAGGUCCCCGAAGUCAAAGAUUUGGGCCACGACAACAGGAUAUUCACCACAAUGGACGAAAAUCAGAUACCAACCUUUCCGUUGGGAGAACGUAAAAAGUUAUCCAAUGCUUCAACCAUUCCCAUGGACAAUCACAGCAGGCUUUAGUUAAUUAAUUAAUUAAUUGUUAUUAUAUGUAUAUUGUUGUCACUUCAUUUUAAUUGUAAGCGUUCUCGGAAAAUAAUCAUUUGUUUCAAAUUUUAUUGAAACGAAUUCUAACAAAUGUAAAUAUAAUGUUUACGUA
Messenger RNA from Agrilus planipennis (emerald ash borer), 1964 nucleotides. Its product is annotated as probable sulfoacetate transporter SauU. Gene Ontology annotation, cellular component: membrane. Lineage: Eukaryota; Metazoa; Arthropoda; Insecta; Coleoptera; Buprestidae. The coding region runs from base 296 to 1828 and encodes 510 amino acids. Gene Ontology annotation, molecular function: transmembrane transporter activity. The transcript has 8 exons. The record is from RefSeq and is a predicted model, not a curated record. Gene Ontology annotation, biological process: transmembrane transport.